AUGUUUGUUCCUACUAAUUUUUUGGUGUGUGGUGUCCAAACUUUUCAUCUUAAUGAGCCGCGGAGUGGCGGGGGCUAUGUAAGAGUUGGCAGGUCAGUGACAGUUGUUCAUCAGCGCACAGGUGUAAGGAAAUUGCCCCACAAGAGGGUGGAUGAUGGUGGUGCGUGGCAACAAUCCAAAUCAGUAGGGGGUGUAGGUUCCAUGAAACGGGGAACGGACAAAAAACCAAGGGCCAUGGGGAGAAAACCAGGGCGUGCCGGAAACAGUGGGGCGGCUGGUCAUGGGGGGACAAGGGAACAGUAUUGCGUGGGGGUAGCUAACGUAUCUGUGGCAGUUGUGGAGGCCAAACAUAUGUAG
Prunus armeniaca (apricot) is the source of this 357-nucleotide messenger RNA. The record is from the annotation of a GenBank genome assembly. Lineage: Eukaryota; Viridiplantae; Streptophyta; Magnoliopsida; Rosales; Rosaceae.